Messenger RNA from Medicago truncatula (barrel medic), 840 nucleotides. RefSeq names its product LRR receptor-like serine/threonine-protein kinase EFR. Bases 1 to 840 code for a protein of 279 amino acids. The transcript has 3 exons. Gene Ontology annotation, molecular function: protein binding. The record is from RefSeq and is a predicted model, not a curated record. NCBI's taxonomy places the organism in Eukaryota, Viridiplantae, Streptophyta, Magnoliopsida, Fabales, Fabaceae.
AUGGUGAAUCUAUUAUCUCGUCUCUUACUUUUUUUGCUAUCAUUGCAUUGUUUUGUGGCUUGCUUAGCUGCGAAUACAAAAAACAUCACAACAGAUCAAUCUGCACUUCUAGCAUUCAAAUCACUAAUUACUUCAGACCCCUAUGAUAUGCUGGCUAAUAAUUGGUCAACCUCCUCUUCUGUAUGCAGUUGGGUUGGUGUCACUUGUGAUGAGCGACACGAAAGAGUCCAUAGUUUGAUUCUCCAAAACAUGAGUCUUAAAGGUACCGUUUCCCCAAACUUGGGGAAUCUGUCUUUUCUUGUUAUACUUGACCUCAAAAAUAAUAGCUUCGGUGGUCAGUUUCCUACAGAGGUAUGUCUCUUGCGCCGAUUAAAGGUUCUUCAUAUCAACUAUAACAAGUUUGAAGGGGGAAUUCCUGCAGCGUUGGGGGACUUAUCACAACUUCAAUAUUUGUAUCUUGGUGCUAACAAUUUCAGUGGUUUUAUUCCUCAAUCUAUUGGUAACCUUUAUCAGUUGAAAAAAUUGGAUACUGCUCAGAACAGAUUGUCUGGACCCAUACCUCAAUCAAUUUCAAAUUUGUCCUCACUUGAAUAUAUCGAUUUAUCAUCCAAUUACUUUUCAGGUGAAAUUCCAAAAUGGAUAUUGGGUGAUCUUACACAGCUAAUAUCAUUGUCCCUUAUGGAUAACCAGCUUUCAGGUGAAAUUCCAAAGGGGAUAUUGGGUCAUCUUACACAGCUUAAAACAUUGUACCUUGGUAGUAACCAGCUUUCAGGUAAGAUUUUUUCAUUGACAACAUUGUCUGUUUAUUAUACUGGUUUCUCUAUAGUAGUAUAUGUUUAA